This is a messenger RNA of Stylonychia lemnae, 4188 nucleotides long. The record is from the annotation of a GenBank genome assembly. NCBI's taxonomy places the organism in Eukaryota, Ciliophora, Spirotrichea, Sporadotrichida, Oxytrichidae.
AUGGACGGAAAUCCGGCCACCACAACCUCUCAAGAUAAUAUUAAUCCCUCUAAGGAUUAAGAUUAAUGUAUUAUAGAUCAGAAAUAAUAGUCAAUUAUAGAGGAAGUAAAAUAGGAGUAAAUCCCACCACCUGUAAUUAAACCAGUAGUUGUUGAUCCGAAUGAAGAGUUCAUAAAUCAAAUGAAAAAACUAUCAUAGGCAUAACUCUUAGAAGAGGUGAUAUUAAUGAAGGAAAAGCAAGAUGUGCAAUUAGCUAACAGGAAACGACUUGAAGGAGAUAUUGACGAGCUGCACAAGAUUAUUCAUUACUGGAAAAAAGAAUAUGAAGAAGCCACAAAUACAUCAUAAAGAUCUCUAUCAGUGAAGUAAAAGCUACUACUAAUUAAAGACUAUGUUAGAGAAUUCACAAGGUUCCAAUUUCAAGCUAAGUACAGUACGAGCCUGAAAAGCUUAUAGACUGAAAUUGAUAGGCUAAAGAACUCUAGUUUGAUGAAUAAUAGUAGUACAGACGCAUCACUCUAGUCACUUAAUACGACUAUAAAUGGUGAAGCUGAAUUUACUAUAUCCAAAUUAGUAGCAAAGCCUGCUGAUUAGAAUAAACCUAGUGAAGAUAGUAAUGGAGAGUUUUAAAUUAAAAAACGCAGUAGAAAGCUCAAUAUGAACGAGUUUCAACAGUUUGAUAAAGUAAAUACUUCAAACACAACUAGUACCAAUAAUUUAUAAGUUACAAAGAUUGAAGAGGAGACUAAAACAGUGAAGGAAAUCAAGAAAGAUUACAAAAGUGUAGAAGUAUAAACAGAUUCAUUGAAAGUGGAAAUUAACAAUGUAAAAAUUAUUGAAAGCCCAGAUAAAAAAUAAGGACUGAGCAGUGAUGUACCUCCUCCGCCAAUUAACAAUUAAUAAAGUUUGAGAGUGCCGCCACCACCUGGUGGUAACAUGCCACCUCCUCCAGGAAUUAACUCAAAUGCUUAAUAGAAUCAAGUACCCCCACCACCUAAUACUUAGUAAAACAGUUUCAGACCUCCGCCCCCUCCACCUGGAUUAAAUCAGGGAAUGCCACCUCCACCAGGGGGUAAUUAAUUAAACAAUCCAAUAAAUCAAAUAAACAUUAGGCAGCCUCCGCCGUCUGGAUAAAAUGUACCUCCACCUCCAGGACAAAGCAAUAUGCAAGCUUAGAUAAGACCACCUCCAAUGAUGAAUGGAAUGCCUCCUCCUCCAGGAAUGAAUCAGUUACCACCUCCUGGAGGUCCUCCUCCACCACCAAAUGGCAUGAAUAUACCACCACCUGGAGGACUACCUCCACCUCCAGGGAGUUUCAGACCUCCUCCCCCACCAGGAAGUAUGCCACCACCUCCAGGAGGUAUGCCACCACCACCAGGAGGAAUGCCUCCGCCACCAGGAGGCAUGCCUCCUCCACCAGGUGGUUUUCCUCCACCUCCUCCAGGUGGAAUGCCUCCUCCUCCUGGAAUGUUUAGACCACCUCCACCAGGCGGAAUGCCACCACCACCCGGUGGUAUGCCUCCUCCUCCAGGCGGUAUGCCUCCUCCUCCAGGAGGAAUGCCUCCUCCACCAGGCUUUGGUGGAUUACCACCCGGACCAGGAAUGAGACCACCUGGCCCAAAUCCAUAAGCAUAAUAAACUAAUGAAGUUACAAUCAAGCCACCACCUUCAGGCUAUGUCCCUAAAAGGUUACAUUGGAGGCUUAUGCCAAAAGUAAGAAUGAAUAAGACUUUCUUUGCAAAGACGUUCAAUCCAUUAAAAUACAAGACUGAUAUUGACUAUGAACUCCUAAAAGAUGCAUUCUGUAAAAGAGAAGAGGAUAUCAAGUAAGAAGAAGAGGACAAAAAGAAGCUAUAAAAUAAGACCAGUAAAGUUUUGUAUGUGCUUGAUCAAAAGAGAGUGUCUGAUAUCGGAAUUCAGUUAAGCAGCUAUCCAAUGAGUAUUAAAGAGACUGUGAGUGCAUUGCUUUCACUUGAUGAUUAGAUACUUGAUGCUGAUAAGAUUUAAAAGUUGCAGAGAAUAUCACCGAAUAAUGAAGAGGCUGAAAAGUUGCUACAGUAUAAGGGUGGAUUAUCAGAACUAUCAAACAUUGAGCAAUUCUUGAUAUAGUUACUCUAAGUGCCGUCUCUUAAUGAAAGACUAGAGUGUAUGCUUUUUAAGAACAAAUUCGACUUCGACUUCAACGAAAACAAUAAAAACUUGUCUACUCUUAACUCAGCAAUGAAAGGUAUUAGAGAUAAUGAAAAAUUGAAAGAAAUCUUCGCACUUAUACUCAAGACUGGUAAUUAUCUGAAUUAUGGAACUAAAACGGGCAGAGCUUUAGGCUUUUAAAUGGAAUUGCUAUCCCAGUUGAGUAACAUCAAGAGUAUUGGAAAGACUAAGAUGUCUCUUCUAGAGUAUUUAAUACAUUCAAUUAGAAAGAGCGAUCCGAAUCUAUUAACUUUUACUAAUGAGCUGGUAACUUGUGAGAUUGCCUCAAAGAUAGAACUAAGUAUUCUGAGUAAUAAGGUAAUGGAUUUUGAAAGAGGCAUUGAAAAAAUCAAGAAAGAGAUUUAAAAGACGGAAGACUAGCUGAAUCAGUUCAGAGAUGAUCAAAAAGUCUUUGAUACUAUGGAAACGCCUUUAAGUGAGGAUAAGUUGACUGAAAGAGAUGCCCUUAACAAGAAGAUAUUAGAGUAUGAGAAGUUUUAUAGGAUAUUCACUGAGUUCUUAAAGGAAGCUGAAGUUAAGUUUAUGGAAAGUGAUACUAGAGUCAAGUAGAUCUAGAAAGACAUAGCAGAGAUGAUAGUUCUGUUUGGAGAGGAUGAGUCAACUAAGUCAACUGAGUUCUUUGCUCUAUUUUUCAACUUCGCCAGAGACUUCUGCAAUUGCUACAAAAAUGUGCUUCUCAGUGAGAAGGUGAAGCAAGAAUAAGAGGCGAAGAAGCUAAUGCAACUGCAAAGUGCUGAAAAAGGAGGUGGCUCUCAACAUAGACGCUUUGGAAGUCAAGUUAAAAUGCCUCUCAGUGCAAGAAACAGUUCAUCAAUGCUAGCUCUUAAAAAGUCCAAUACUUUAUUCCCAAUGUCUAGAGAUAAUAGCAUUGAUGGUCAAAGCACAGACGGUGGUGGUAUUAGAUUCCCAAUGUCUAGAGACGGUUCAACUGAAAACCUUAAACUUGGCCUCGAUAAGAAGCUAGUUCCUAUUGAAGGGAAAAAGAACUUAUUCGAAAAGCCCCCUAUAUUGAAGCCACCAACUCUUCAUAAAAGUGACAGCUAGCCUAACUUAGGACAGAGUCAGUAACUCUUAAAAUCAGCCAGAAAUGUAAUACCUAAUAAACUGCCUCCAUCUAAAAAGCUAUUGAAUGCCACUCCAACCAAAACUAUAGAAGUGACAUUAGAGGAUAUUAGAAAUCACGGCAGUAGGGAUAGCAUAGGAGAACUAGAAACUCCAAGACUAGGCUAGAAGGUGCCAGUACUAAAUAACUUAAAAGAACCAAAAGCUAAAAAAAUAAAUCUAAAAGAAGAGGAGGAGAAGAUCGCUAAGGACUUAUUAAAUUUUGGAAUGUCUACUGGGAUCAAAGAAGCAGUUGUUUAGUAAACAAAUGAUGGAUUUUAGAUCUACAAAAAAGCAAAGAAACUAGUCAAUUACAAUUAAGACUCAGGCCCAACUGCUAAUCAGCCAGGAGAUCUUGAUAAAAAGGCUUAAAUUUUGUAAAACAACAAUAUCUCUUCUAAGCAGAUCAACAAUAUUUUUAGCUAGAACAAGGGUAAAGCCAACAUUUUCUCAAAUUCCUCUCAAAAUGUUAAUAUCAUUAACAACAAUAAUAAAAAUACAGUUAACUCUGGCUAAACCACUAUAUUCGAUGGAGAGUUCAACAUAGGCAAAAUUAAUAAAGCUAGAAAGAUACAAAACCCAUAUGAGGAGGAGUCCAAAGACAACAGCGUCAUUUUAAACAGCAGUGACACAAUGAAUAAUUAGUCUACAGAUGGCACCUAAAGAAAAAGGGCAAAUAGUAGGAAUAUCUUCGGUGGCAAGAAGGGAGCUGAUGCAAAUAAACUGGAAAUGAUGAAUUAAGCAGCCGGAAUAAAUAAUGUUGCUGCUAAUGCAAACGGAAAUCCCACAACAUCAAAGCACAAAAAGAAAGAAAGUAAGGAUGAUGAAAUGUUUCAUAAUAUCGCCUUUGAAGGAGGUUUUAUUAAAUUAUUGUGA